AUGACAAGCGGAACAGCUGUAACUGAGGAAGGCAUCUUCAUUGGUGCUAACCGCCAAGCUUACGUUUCAGACUAUAAAACGAACCUUGUUGCUUAUGGUGCAGCCAGCACUGUGGCAUUGUGGAAUCCAUUCAGUAAAGAUAAGAAAGGUGUAUUCCAUACAUUGAGGAAGCAUACUGAAGAGGUUACUUGUGUGAAGUUUAUUCCUGGAUCUGAGUACCUUGUUUCAGCGGGUGAAGAUGGUCAGAUUGUGCUGUGGAAGGAGACUGAAGGUGAGUUUAAAUACUUUGGUUCUGUUACUGAAGAGGGUGCAUCCAUUACAUGUAUGAGUGUCUAUGAUGAUCAGUUCUUUGUUACUGGUAACUCUUUAGGCCAGGUUUCGGUCUAUAAGUUGGAAGAGGGUGUUCCUAAAUUGCAUCAGGAGUUUAAGGUCAAGCACAACUUCUACCCUUUGACGCUUUGUUUGCAUAAAAUUGGCUCAGAGUAUCUUCUUCUCGUGGGAGGAACCAGCUCCACUCUUUUCGUUUACACAUUCGGUGAUUCCAGUGAAAUAGAACUUGUGGCUUCUAUGGUUGGUCAUGAGGACUGGAUCAAAGCACUUGCAAUUGUCAAGGAAGGACAAGACUACCUUCUUGCAUCAGGUUCGCAAGACAGGUACAUUCGUCUUUGGAGACUCAAGUUCAACAACAAUAUCGAUGAUUCCGAUGAGGAUGAAUCCAAGCUUACUUUGCUCACGAAUAAGCAGUAUAAGUUUUAUAUUGGAGAAGACAGAGCUGCUUUCAGCUUUGAUGCAUUAAUCAUGGGUCACGACGAUUGGGUCAGUGGCUUGCAAUGGCAUCCUACUUGUCGUAACAAGGAUGCAUCUACACAUAAACUACAGCUCCUUUCCCUGAGUGCUGAUACCGCAUUAAUGAUCUGGGAGAUGGACGAGGAUUCUGGAAUCUGGGUUUGUCUGAGCCGACUCGGUGAAAUGUCCAUUAAGGGUGCUUCUACCGCAACGGGAGCUUCUGGUGGUUUCUGGUCUUGUCUCUGGAUUACCAAUGAAGAGGCUACAGAGCAACUUAUUCUUGCAAACGGUAAGACUGGAGCCAUUAGAGCAUACAGACUGACUGAUGAGGACAAUAAAAUCUGGGACUCUGUAUUGGGUGUUUCGGGAGCUAUUAGAGAGGUGAAUGAUGCUGUAUGGUCCAAGGAUGGAUCCUACUGCUUUACCACUUCUCUUGAUCAGACGACAAGGUUAUUUGCGCCAUGGACUAAACACAGACCAGCUACAAGCGAAAAUACCACUACAUGGCACGAGUUUGCCAGACCUCAAAUUCACGGUUAUGAUAUGAUUUGUCUAGAUAACAUCAGUCUGACUAAGUUCGUCUCUGGAGGUGAUGAAAAAGUGUUGAGAGUGUUUGAAAUGACUCAGUCAAUUGGUGAUUUAUUGCAUAAGUACUGUGACGUAAACGUCAAGCAGACAGAGUUUGAUUCCUUGCCAGAAGCAGCAUCUCUUCCUGUCCUCGGUCUUUCCAAUAAAGCCGCCAAUGAACAGCUCGAAUCAGGAGAAGCCCAGCAAAGAGAGGAAGACUUUGAAGAGAACCAGGAGAAUGCAGCACAAGUGAAAGCAGACCCCCUUGCGGAUACUAAUGGUCCACCAUUGGAAGACCAUUUGCAGAGACACACUUUGUUCCCAGAGAUCGAGAAGCUUUACGGUCAUGGUUACGAAACAACGUGUUGUGCCACAUCGCCUUCUGGUAAUAUUAUAGCAUCUGCAUGUCGUUCGAACAACGCAAAACAUUCUGUUGUUAGAAUUUUCAACGUUAAGGCAGACUACCAGCUUCGUGAAGAAUCAUUGAAGGGUCACAACUUGACCAUUACUAGUUUGGAAUUCUCGCAAGACGGUCAAUAUUUGGUCGCUGUUUCUCGUGAUAGACAAUUGUCCCUUUGGAGGCUUCUUGACGAAGAAAAGGCCGACUUUGAAUUGGUGCAGUUGAACGAAAAAGCUCAUUCCCGUAUCGUGUGGGAUUGCUCUUGGGCUCCUCAAAGCACCUAUGGAGCCUUCUUCGUCACUGGAUCAAGAGAUAAAAGCAUCAAGGUUUGGAAGGUGACAGAUUCUGGUGCUGAAAUGGUUACAUCCUUAAAGACCGGUGAACCAGUCACCUCUGUUGCCUGUUUCCAACAGAAGCUCAUUGGCGACCGUAUUGUCAUUGUUGUUGGUCAAGAAAGCGGCAACAUCGGUAUCUACUCUGUCAACUUGGCAGACGAGUCCCCAAAAAUUCUGCACAGCAUAGCAUUCGAAAGCGAUAUCUUACCAGCUUCUAAGGUCUGCAAGCUCAGCUUCAGCAGUCAGAUGUCGAGCAACAAGCUUCUAUUAACCGCUGCAAGCAGUGACUCCUCAGCCAGAAUCUACAGCAUAACCACCGAAGCAUUGACAUAA
Molecule: messenger RNA, 2421 nt
Organism: Candidozyma haemuli
Lineage: Eukaryota; Fungi; Ascomycota; Pichiomycetes; Serinales; Metschnikowiaceae
Product: Elongator subunit
Exons: 1
Coding region: 1-2421 (806 amino acids)
Biological process (GO): tRNA wobble uridine modification
Cellular component (GO): elongator holoenzyme complex
Molecular function (GO): protein binding
Source: RefSeq, a predicted model, not a curated record